AUGGCAAAAUUUUAUGACGAGAUCCCGCUGAAGCUCAUCGAAUGGAUCUUGAAGCAGCAGAUGUUUUGGGUAGCUACGGCUGCGCUGCAGGGAGACGGGCAUGUCAAUGUCUCUCCCAAGGGUACUGCGAAUUGUUUCCACGUCGAGAGUCCUACCAGAGUUUGGUAUGAGGACCUUACGGGCAGUGGUAUCCCUGGAAACGGUCGUAUCACGAUUCUCUUCAACGCGUUCGAAGGACCUCCUAGAAUCCUCCGGUUGUGGGGAAAAGGCACCGUAUACGAAUUCGGCACGCCAGAAUACAACGAGUUCAUUCCCCUGUCCGACCGCAAAGCUGGCUCGCGCGCGAUUAUCGUCAUCGAUGUGCACAAAGUCGGAACGUCAUGCGGUUUUGGCGUCCCAUUUUACAAAUAUGAGACCCAGCGUACCGUCCUCGAGCGCUGGUGUGACUCGAUGGAAAUUUUCGACCGUGAUGGCGAAGCUCGCCAAUCCCCUCCCCCAUAUGAAUCCGAGGCCCCCGUAAAAGACCCGCGUGGGAUCAAAGCGUGGUGGACUGCUGAGAAUCUCGAGAGUUUCGACGGCCUCCCGGGCCUACAAUCCGCACAUGACAGCAGCAUCCUGCCUAUCAACACAUUCGACAAAAAGGCUUCGCAUCGUAGUAUUGGUCAGAUUAGGGCUGCCGCCGAGACAAAGGCUACGGAGAGAGGUGCCAACGCCAACGCUAAGCCGAAUUCGAGGGAAACAAUGAGACUGUUGAUGGCUUUUGGAGUGGGGGUCAUGAUGACGAAAUGGUUCCACACAUGA
Messenger RNA from Suillus discolor, 801 nucleotides. RefSeq lists its product as uncharacterized. Lineage: Eukaryota; Fungi; Basidiomycota; Agaricomycetes; Boletales; Suillaceae. The transcript is spliced from 5 exons. Bases 1 to 801 code for a protein of 266 amino acids. The record is from RefSeq and is a predicted model, not a curated record.